AUGACAGAGUCCAUUGAUUUUCUGCUCACGGAACAAUCAUUCACCAUCGACGCGAUCAAUCGCAGUUUGGUGAAUGUCAAGAAGCUGUCCAAAGCACAGACAACUGUAAUCAAACUGGAGAGCCGAUUGAAGAAGCUUCACGAUCAAUGGUCAUCGUGCAAGGCUAUUCAUGUGAGGAUUCUGCAUGCAGUCACGCCCAAGGAAAAAAGCGAACUUCCAUACUUCGUCAAGGAGGAAUUCUAUGCUGCGGAAGAAACGUAUGACGUCACCGUGGACCUGAUCAACGAAGCCAUCAAAAAGCUAAGUCCAACCCCUCCUACGCAUAAUACGAGCGAUCGAUCGUCUAUUUUUGAUUCCGACACGCGUCGUCCGAUACAUUUGCCGCGCAUUUCAUUGCCUAAAUUCUCCGGCAAAUUUACGGAGUGGGAAAAUUUUAAAGGUAUUUUCGAGUCAUUAGUGACUAAUAACGAUUGUCUGUCAAAUACAGAAAAAUUACACUAUUUAAAAACAAGUGUCACCGGUGACGCAGCGCGAUUAAUAGCGAAUAUUCGAAUUGCGGAUGAAAACUAUGCUGCUACGUGGCAACUGCUAACCGACGAAUACGACAAUAAGUUUGCGAUCAUUCAAUCUCACAUCCAUGCAUUUGCGGAACUCCCGAUAAUGCGAUCGGAAACCGCCGCGGAAUUACGCCAACUUCGCGACUCAGUAGCAGCAUCUCUCGCUGCUUUAGACAGCCUUGAUCGGCCGGUCAAAUCAUGGGAUGAUUUACUCGUUUAUUUGAUAUCACGCAAAUUUAGUUCUAAAACUAAAACCGAAUGGAAUUUAAAAUGUGGUAGCCUGUCGGAAUGCCCGACUUAUAAAGAAAUUCAUGAUUUUAUGACCGUACGCAUCCGUGGACUGACCGAUCAGGGCAUGUCAAUAGAAAAUUCGGCGUCCAAUUCUCGCAAUGGAAAACCGCGCGGUACCGUCAAUAAUGUAAUUACAUUAAACUGCGUUGAAUGUUCCGGAACUCAUUGGCUUUCGAAAUGCGAUAAAUUUCUCGCACGAUCGAUAGAUCAACGAAUUAAUUUUAUCGACCAGAAACAGUUGUGUCGAAAUUGCUUCCGGAAAGGUCAUUCCGCGAACGUCUGUAUGUCACGAGGUCGAUGCUUACGAUGUCAGAAACGACAUCACACGACAUUACAUAAAUUAUUUAAAGCCGAAUCGAAGGAUGACGCGUCUCAGCAAUUACCCGACACGAAAUCAGAGACACUCGUACAAAGGGCGUCUCCCGUCACAGCUACGGUACAAUCCGUAUCGCCGAAAACGCGCUCGCCUGCGAAUAUUCUCCUCGCUACUGCGUGGGUAAUCGUGCGGACACAAGAAGGACGUACUACACUGGUGCGUGCCCUUCUGGAUCAGGGAUCCACAUACAGCUUCAUAAGCGAAUCUUUAUGUCAAACGUUGCGAACCAGGCGUCAACGCGCUAAUCUGCAGAUUCGAUGCUUCGGGGAAAAAUACAGCGGGUCGGCUCGCUCGCGGGUUCACAUAUCUCUCUCUCCAAGUUUCAAUCCGCGAAAAUCCGUCUCGUUAUGGGCAUACGCCUAUGAAAAAAUCACUUCAUACGCUUCCUCUCAGAUCCGGGAAAUAAAUUCAUGGCCACAUUUGCGCGGAUUGCAACUUGCAGAUCCUGAUCCGUCGAGCGCCCACCAAAUUCAUUUACUAAUCGGGGCCGAUUUAUACGGUGCUCUGCUAAUCGGUGACAUUCGUCAUGGCCCGCCUGGGACCCCGACAGCGCAGUCCACUCUGUUCGGCUGGAUACUCUCCGGACCAACAGGCCCCACGGAUGCAACUCAUCCUCCGGCUGACGUUCACAAUUGCGUCGUUGAAGACGACCUCGCUCCCGUCAUCCAACAAUUCUGGACAGACGAGACAAUUUCUGAUUCCAAGCCUCCGCUAACGGAGGACGAACAACGUUGUGAGCAACAUUUUGCUGCAACUCACAAGCGCGACGUACAUGGCCGCUACGUGGUACGAUUGCCGUUUAAGAAUGGCUCACCGCCGAGUAUAGGUGAAUCAUUUCAAAUCACUUCAGUGCUUCACGCCAAAUUAACAAAUCGGCUGUCACGACAGUCUGAAAUUAGAACGCUCUAUCAUGCGUUUUUAGCAGAUUACGAGGAGCUGGGUCACAUGACCCAGAUCAAACCCUCCACUUCUAAUCUUUCGGACGCGGCUUACAUACCGCAUCAUGCUGUCCUUCGCGAACACAGUACCACCACGAAACUACGCGUGGUGUUCAAUGCUUCCUGCCGUACAUCAAACGGCACUUCAUUAAACGACCAUCUUAUGAUCGGUCCAAAACUCCAACAAGAUUUAGCCGCAAUAGUUCUUCGCUGGCGAUUAUUUCAAUACGUGUACACAGCUGACAUAGCGAAAAUGUACAGACAAAUCUCGGUCCAUCAUGAAGAUCGAGAUUAUCAGCGAAUACUGUGGCAACCCCCGGGUUGUGCACAUAUCAAUCACUACCAAUUAAAUACCGUUACAUACGGCACCGCUUGUGCUCCAUAUUUAGCCAUGCGCGUAUUGCAACAACUAAACGAGGAUGACGGGCACGAGUUCCCCCUCGCACAAACGAUUUUUCGCGACUCAAUCUACGUUGAUGAUACUCUCUUCGGCGCGGAUGAAAUCUCCGACGCCAUCAAAACUCGAGAUCAACUCAUUGCGCUCAUGAAGCGUGGCCAGUUUGAUCUACGCAAAUGGACUGCAAACUCUUCGGAGUUGCUGGCAGACAUUCCGCUUGAUAGGCGGCAAUCGGAUCUCGCUAUUAAAAGCGAUGACUCACUGAAGGUGCUUGGGCUGUCUUGGUCGCCGCACACUGAUUCAUUCUGUUUUAAGGUAUCUUCUGGCACCUCUGGUGCGAACACAAAACGCUCAGUCUUGUCGUUGAUUGCAAAGCUAUACGACCCACUCGGAUGGGCGUCGCCCGUAGUAAUUACGGCUAAAAUUUUGCUUCAAGAGCUCUGGCUCGCAAAAAUCGACUGGGACGAUCCGCUCCCCCCUGAUCUUCUCCAGCACUGGAUUUCAUACUAUUCUGAUUUACCCAAGCUCGAAACAAUUAAAAUUCCACGAUGGACAGGUUCGCAUCGAGAUAAUUUAGGAAUGGAACUACAUGGUUUUGCCGACGCAUCAAAGCGUGCGUACGCCGCUAUGGUGUAUUUGCGCGUUCUCAGAUCCUUUGACGACGUUCAGAUUACGUUGCUAUGCGCUAAAACCAAGGUUGCGCCUCUUAAGACGCUCAGUAUCCCUAGACUUGAACUCAACGCAGCAGUUUUACUCAGUCGACUGAUUAAAUGGAUUUAUCGGUCUUUCAAUCUGUCAAACGUUCCUGUGUACGGUUGGACGGACUCCACUGUUACCCUAGCUUGGAUAACUCAACACCCUUCAAGGUGGCGUACUUAUGUCGCCACUCGCGUAUCGGAAAUCCAAACCACUCUUCCCACAAUUAAAUGGCAUCAUGUCAAAUCAGCUGAGAAUCCGGCAGAUUGCGCCUCGCGCGGCUUGUCUGCUACCGAAUUUAUGAAUCACUCUUUGUGGUUUUCUGGACCGUCCUGGCUCCGCACUCAUUCUUCGACGUGGCCAAUUCAAUCGACAAGCAAAGACAUAUCGAUUAACGCUUUACUGGAGGAAUCCUCCUCGGCGUCGGUGCAUCUUACCGACAAUGUCACUACAUGGAAUCUCCCGAACGACAUUUCAACAUGGACAAAAUUGAUACGGGUUACAGCAUAUCUAUUUCGAUUUGUAACCAAUUUACGCAACCGAUUACAGGGGACUUCAUUGAAUCUUUCGUCUUUAGAAGCGGCCGAACUCCAUCAUGCCGAACACUUUUGGCUUGAACAAGUUCAACGCCAACUGUUUUCUUCAGAAUUGUCAGCGUUAAAACGAAAAGUUUCUAUUUCAAAAUCAAGCCGACUAAGCUCGUUACGCCCAUUUCUUGGGCAAGAUCAAUUAAUACAUCUAGGUGGGCGGUUGAAGAACGCUCUGUUGCCCUAUUCGGAAUGUCACCCGAUCAUUCUGGCUGAUCAUCGAAUCGUACAGUUGCUGAUUGCUAAUGCACAUACGGCCGCCCUUCAUGGCGGCACUCAGUUAACGCUUCGCAUAUUACGGCAACGUUAUUGGAUAAUUUCCGCUCGUUCUCAGGUUAGAAAGUACAUUCGAAGCUGCAUUACUUGUGAGCGGCACCGAGCCGUCACCGCAGACCAACUCAUGGGUCAAUUGCCCGAACACAGAGUUGCGCCGUCCGCAUCGUUCACCUGCACCGGCGUUGAUUAUGCCGGACCAAUACCCUUGACCUUGCGGGCAGCGCGCGGUCAAAAGACCAUGAAGCACUACAUUGCAAUUUUUGUAUGCUUUACUACUAAGGCAAUUCAUCUCGAAUGUGUAGAUAAUUACUCGACAGAAGGUUUUCUCGCUGCCCUGUCUCGCUUUACAAGUCGACGUGGGCUUCCAUCCCACAUUUACAGUGAUAACGGCACUUCAUAG
Messenger RNA from Nylanderia fulva, 4518 nucleotides. RefSeq lists its product as uncharacterized. Gene Ontology annotation, molecular function: nucleic acid binding. Gene Ontology annotation, biological process: DNA integration. The record is from RefSeq and is a predicted model, not a curated record. Lineage: Eukaryota; Metazoa; Arthropoda; Insecta; Hymenoptera; Formicidae.